Messenger RNA from Ostrea edulis (European flat oyster), 4894 nucleotides. RefSeq names its product A disintegrin and metalloproteinase with thrombospondin motifs 6-like. The coding region runs from base 106 to 4743 and encodes 1545 amino acids. The record is from RefSeq and is a predicted model, not a curated record. The transcript is spliced from 34 exons. Gene Ontology annotation, cellular component: extracellular matrix. NCBI's taxonomy places the organism in Eukaryota, Metazoa, Mollusca, Bivalvia, Ostreida, Ostreidae. Gene Ontology annotation, biological process: extracellular matrix organization; proteolysis. Gene Ontology annotation, molecular function: metalloendopeptidase activity.
AUAAUUAAGAGUUGUCCUGUGGAAGAUUACAUGUAUUCGCAUGUAGACCAUCAAACGAAGUUUCCAAAUUAGAAAUAUCCCACCAAAGUUUCGACAAUUAGAGCCAUGCUCACUUUAAGGAUUGUCGCAUUAGCAAUUUCACUUUUGGUCGGCAUCACUGUGGCAGGGAAAGAGUUUCAUUUCACUCUAACCAAGGAGGAACUUUCACAUUACUUUGGAACCACUUUAGUAGAGCAAGUUCCAGAUUAUGACUUCAUUCCCGCACACACAAUAAUAGAAAGAGGGGCAACGGCAGAUUCCCGAAACAUCACGCUGACGGCCUUCGGACAGGAGUACCAACUGUACCUCACAAAGAAUAAAAAUCUCAUGUCGCCAGGGUGUACAAUUAACCAAAUAUACUCAAAUGGAACCAAAGACAGCGUCCCGUGUAGUGUGGUGGAAAAUUGCCACUACAUUGGACAUUCAGAAUCUCAUCCAGGGUCCACAGUCGCUGUCAGUACCUGUGACGGAUUGCACGGUGUGAUUAGUGCGUUAGACCAUGAUGUGUACAUUCAUCCUCAACUACGUGUUCACCAGGGUGGUGGAUCAAGCGGAGGCGAUCACUUAGUAGUCAGACGUUCAGCACAAAGAGAGAAAAUCUUAUUAGAUGAAGACAGAUUGAUCAUUAGGCGAUCACCAAGACGCUAUUUGGAGAGUAGAGUUGUGGUUGCGCAUGACAGUCAGCUUUUCCAUGGCAGCGACACGACAAGAUUUGUUACCACGAUAAUGAACAUGGCAGCAAAGAUUUUUCUGGACCCUUCCUUAGGUAGCAGUAAACUAUAUUUAGCCCUGGUGGAUUUAACGAUUUUAAUGGAUGAUACGUCUGGCUUAAAGAUUGUGGCAGACUCCGGGGACCUCUUGGAAACCUUUUGUCGAUGGCAAAGAAAUAACGACGUGGCCGACGAAUCUGAUCCCAAACACCCAGAUGUGUCAAUUCUAAUCACAAAAAAGGACCUAGAGAAAAAUGGUGAUCAAACGAACGUGGGUCUAGGAACUAUGGGUGGAGUAUGUUACACUGACCGGAAGUGCACCGUUAAUCAGGACUCGGGUCUGGACACAGCUUUCACCAUUGUGCAUGAACUGGGACAUACGUUAGGUAUGAAACAUGAUGGCGAUGGCAACCAGUGUCCUGAAAAUAAGUUCAUCAUGUCACCAUAUGGCUCCGCAACCUCCAACACUGCAAGAUGGUCUACUUGCAGCGAGCAGUAUCUAAGAGCCUAUCUUACUGGUGUGAGCUGUCUAUCGGAUGUGCCCAGCCGAUCCGCUGUGAAAGUCUAUGAAAACAUCGAAGAAAACCCUGGGAUCAAAUACUCUGCUAAUGCACAAUGUACCCUGUUUUUCGGUAGAACAUCAGAGACUUGUGUCAGGAAAAAGAAUCCUUGUCGUGCAGACUGCAUUAACCCCUCCACAAAGCAAUGUAUAACUUAUGCAGCCUCUUUUGUUGACGGAACAGAAUGCGGUGGGAGGAAUUGGUGUAUAAAUGGACAGUGUGUAUCAAUGACACAGAACGCCCCACGCCAAGUAGAUGGCGGUUGGUCAUCAUGGGACUCUCAGUGGUCAAGCUGUUCACGAAGCUGUGGUGGAGGAGUAACGUUAAAGAAACGAACAUGCACCAAUCCGGAACCAAGAUUUGGUGGUCGUCCAUGCCCAGGAAAACCAUACCAGGCGAAAAUGUGCAACCUCCAGCCCUGUGUAACCAGUCAACAUCAGUUUUUGGAGGAGCAAUGUGCUAGCACAAAUAAGAAUCUAGUGCACGGAAAACACUACCAUUUUGCGCCGCCGUUGAUUGGUGAAUCAGAUUGUAGACUGGAAUGUGAAGCUGCGGAGGACAAACUGAUAUAUACGCGAGCGGAAGCGUCUGCAGAUGGCACUGUAUGUCAUGUUAGUUCUGCAGCUUUCGAAUCAAGAUGUGUUCAGGGAACGUGCGAGGGAUUUGGUUGUGACGGUGUUUUGGGAUCACAGGCAAAGUUCGAUAACUGUGGAGAUUGUAAUGGUUCUGGCAAUAGAUGCACAGCUCAUCCUGGAAAGUACACAGAAAAUCAUCCGGGCGAGUACCAUACUAUAUUGACAAUCCCUGUAGGAAGUACGGGGAUAACGGUGACAAAUAAUAAUGGGUACAACUACUUAGGUGUGAAGAUAAAUGGACGUGGUGUAUUGGGGCAGAAUAAGCAAAAGGCGUCCUCGGGAACGUACGGCCGAUCGAGGGUGGUGAUAGAGUACCGUGCUACCCCUGAGAGGGUCGAAAUUGUGGGUCCCACCACUGCAAUUGUGGAGGUCGACGUAUAUCAACAAUACGAUGCUACAAAAUAUAUGGGGGUAACUCCAGAUGUUUCCUUUGUUUAUCACACCCCAAAUGGUGGGACCUCUGACCAAGCUAACUUCAAAUGGCACGUCACCACUGGACAGUGCAGCGCCUCUUGUGGAACAGGAACACAAAUGAGGACUGCCAAAUGUGCCAGAAAAAGUGACAACGUAGAGGUGGAAGAUUACCACUGUGACAUAUAUCAGAAGCCUUCGGAAAUAUCAGUUUUCUGUAACAUCCACCCCUGUUCCCCGGAAUGGCAUGCCUCAUCAUGGGGAAAUUGCAGCAAAAAAUGUGGGGGUGGCACACACACCCGGACAGUUCAGUGUGUUACCGUACAAGGAAGCAAUUACACCGCGGUAUCAGAUAGCCGGUGUAAUGCAGCGAGGAAACCCACUACUGCUAAAGCGUGUAACCCACUGGCGUGCGAAGCUACCGGUGAUUGCUCAGAUAAGUUGGACUGUCGGGAAUAUGGGAAUCAGGUGUGCUCCAACUAUCCAGAAUGGUCGAAACUGAACUGUCCCAAACAUUGUAACUUGUGUCCUGAAGGCAAGCCGUGUGAGGACUUGGAGGACUGUACAGCUUAUGGGGAUGGUGUAUGUACUGGGUACAGAGGGUGGGCACAGAUUAACUGUAGAAAGCAUUGUGGCUUCUGUACAUCAGGUGGUUCUGGUGUGAUUGUAAAUGGUGGAAGUUGUGUAGACCAAGUGAACUGUGGGGAUUAUCAAGACGAUAUAUGCACAAACCCCACCUAUGCACAAUGGUCCCGAGAACACUGCCCCAAAUGGUGCAAUUUGUGCGACAAAAGUAUUUCGCAUGGGUCCAGCAAUACGCACACACAGGCGAAAAACGAUUCCUGUCAAGACACGGCGAACUGUGCUUGCACAGACGCCCUGUCAGAUUGUGCUGAUUAUGGGAGGAGUGCAUGCACCGGAGACUAUGAACCGUGGGCAAGGACGAACUGUAAACUCUACUGCAACUACUGUGACGCUGUACAUGUGAGCACGAACAGUGGUUCCUCGCAGCAGGGAGGUUCAAAUCAUGGGACCAGCGGUAGCGGUAGUAAUGUCCAAUCGUCUUCCACUAACGUUGUUAGUAGUGACCCCUGCCGGGAUAUAGAGAAGUGUAACGAGUACAGCGAUAAUGUCUGCACGGAAUAUCAACCAUGGGCAAGAAAAAAUUGCGCACGUCACUGCAAAUUCUGUGAACCAUGUAAAGAUGCCAUCACUGACUGUUCAGCGUAUGGAAGGAGUUCUUGUAUAGGUGUCUAUGAACCAUGGGCAAGACAGAAAUGCAAACUGUUUUGUAAUUAUUGUGGAGGCAAUUCCACGACAGUUACACGCAGAACAACACAAGCAAUUACGACUACUCAUCGAACCACUCCUGCUGCGUUGGGGACUACCAUUGUAGUCACCAGCGAUCCCUGCCAGGACCUUGAACGAUGCGUUGAGUAUGGAGGGGAUGUGUGCACUGCAUAUGCAGCAUGGUCCAAGAUAAACUGUCGGCGUCAUUGCAAAUUCUGCCAACCAUGCAAAGACGCAAUAUCAGACUGUGCAGAUUAUGGAAAACAAGCCUGCACUGGUAGCUACGUACCGUGGGCUAAGCAGAACUGUCGGCUAUACUGUAACCUUUGUGGCAUGGAGGGCACAACAACGACCACCACUUCUACAACUACAACGACGCCGCCACCGACAACAGUGCUUGCGAGCAGUGAUCGGUGUCGCGACAAAAUUAACGACUGCAGCUCUUAUGGCAGUAACAUGUGCACAACUUACGCUCCAUGGGCCAAGAUUAACUGUCGACGACACUGCAAAUUCUGCCACCCCUGUGCUGACAAACUGUCUGACUGCGCAAGUUAUGGGAAAAACGCUUGUACGGGUCAAUAUCGAGCCUGGGCACAGCUAAACUGCCCUCUAUAUUGCAACUUGUGCGGCUCUAGGAAGAAACGUUCUACACGGGAGGAAAGGGCACCGGAGAAAGUGGGUCCUCUUGGAAGAGACGUUGCGGAGAUAAACAGAAUGGAUAGAACAGAUCGUUUAGAGAUGAAUUUAAUGAACACGGCUGGCAACAAUGGAAUUGUUUUGGUUCCCAGUAAAAUUGCCAACAGCUCUGAAGCAAGGAUACCAGAACCACAGUCACAAUCUCAGAUUUUGGUCCCCUCCAAAGCCCAUCGUGUUCCUGAGAUCGUCCACACAAACUCCGUCGGGGAAGUUCCGGACGAAGUGGGAGGGGUCCUUCUUCAGCCUAUUGAGGAGUAUUCAGAGGGCCGUGUUCCGACUGGAGUGAGCAGUAUGAAUGAGAUGGGAAAGAUCCCACCGGAGGAAAUAGGCAGCAAGGAAGAAAACUUGUUAGAUGAACUUAAAAAACUGAAGAAUUUGGUGGACGGCAACUUAAAAAUGUGAAUCAUUGAUGCAAGAAUCUCUGUUUUAGGAAAAUUAAUGACGUAUUUUCAUACGUUGUGUAAACUUCAUUUAUCUCAAUGACAGUAGUAAACUUAGCAUGCCAUUAUUUUUAUUUAAUGUUGUCUCGAGAUUAAAUUUGUUUUGCUUACAA